AUGUACGUGCUGAUCGAAGCGCUGGCGGACGGCGGCGUCCGGAUGGGCUUGCCGAGAGCGAUGGCGAUCAAGCUCGCCGCGCAAACCGUCAAGGGUGCCGCGGAGAUGGUUCUGGAGACGGGAGAGCACCCAAGUGGGCCAAAGAACGGCAAGGGGCUUUCGGGGCUAGGGUGCCGGGUAGGGCCUGGGGGGGGACUGACGAUCGCGGCCAUCGAGUCUCUCGAGAAGAAUGGUGUUCCGUCCGCGGCGAUGCAGGCGGUUAUCGCGGUCCCGUCCAAGUCGAUAGAGAUGCGCAACGCCGAGGAAGAGAAAGUACUGCAGUAG
Messenger RNA from Ectocarpus siliculosus, 324 nucleotides. The record is from the annotation of a GenBank genome assembly. Lineage: Eukaryota; Phaeophyceae; Ectocarpales; Ectocarpaceae.